Molecule: messenger RNA, 346 nt
Organism: Dentiscutata heterogama
Lineage: Eukaryota; Fungi; Glomeromycota; Glomeromycetes; Diversisporales; Gigasporaceae
Source: the annotation of a GenBank genome assembly
AGAAGAAUUUAUUGGAGAAGUAUAUGCGCUGUUUAAAGAAUUAUCAAAGAUAGGGAAAUAUAUUCAGGUGAUUGAAUUGAUUAUGCAACUUUAUGUGUAUGAACCAAGGAUAUCAAAAAACCAUGCAAAAAGGAUUGAAAUUAAGUGGCAAUUAACCUCGCAUGAUUUACAACGACCAAAGUUAUCUCAAACAAAGUUACAGAAUGAAAGAAAUCAUGGUAAAUAUUUGAGUAACAAGCCAAUCAAAUUAAGAACAUUAUCCGAAACGAAACAAACUAUGAGAGAAAUUUUUGAAGAGGCAUGCUAUUUUGGUCAAGGUGCAUUAUCUAUUCUAAGAGAGAUCUGA